Diabrotica balteata is the source of this 1097-nucleotide messenger RNA. The record is from the annotation of a GenBank genome assembly. Lineage: Eukaryota; Metazoa; Arthropoda; Insecta; Coleoptera; Chrysomelidae.
CUGUUUCGCUAAUAAUCUUUUGUAUCUCGUUUUGUAUAUUAACAGAAGAAAAAUAUAAACCAGUUUUGAUUAAAAAUUUGUAUUUAAACGAUUUUUAACAAUAAUUUAUAAUAUUCGACAAAAUGUGGUCAAGAUUGUUGGUGAGUUUUGGUAUUGUUCUGCCUUUAUAUUUUGUACAAGGAUUGAACGAUGAAUGCGAUAAACUGGGUAUCCUCCUUUAUGAAGACGUAGGCUGCACUCCAAUCGUCAAACCAGGCAAAAGUUGUCCACUCAAAUACGAAUGUGAUUUAGACGUUAGGAACAACACCUGCUUAUUUAGAGGUAAAGAAAUUAGCACGACGGAUCGUUCAGCAGAAAAUGAUUUCGGUAGAUGCAACGUCGGAUGCUUCUGCAGAGGAGAUAUUCCCUAUGGUCCCGAUCCCAUUGAUAAACAAUUAUAUAAUAUAUUCAACCCAGAACUUAUUAUACCAGGAAAAUUCACGUGCGCCAUUUUAGACUGUCCAGAGUGGAUAGGAGGAUCUCCUUUGAGAAAAGAUUGUUACAGAACGUACACGUUAGACAAAUGUUGCUCUACUGGACAACUGUGCCCUCAAGACAAGCCUGGCCAAUGCGCAGUUGACGGAAAGACAGUACCAGAAGGUCAGCGGUUCAUUCCAAAAGACACGUGUACGGAUUGUGUUUGUCCUAAAAACUUUAACGGAAAGAUAGAGGCUCCUCACUGCAAGAGACAAUUGUGUAAUGUUCAAGUGAGGAACCAAAGAGAAGUUUCAAGCUAUUGUGCGCCUUACUAUUCGGAAUUCGAAGGAGAGACUCUUUGUUGUCCUAGAAGUUGGAUUUGUCCCUCUGGUGAGGAAGAGAUUAUUACUGUUAAUCCCAAAGCAGAAAAAUCUGCAGAUAUGACAUGCAAAUAUGGAUCGAAAUCAGUACAAUUAGGAGAAGGUUUUGAAACUACAGUGACAGGCUAUGACAAUGUUGAAAGAUCAGCUAAAUGUGAAUGCGUUAUACCGCCAUUUUUAACUUGCAGACAAGUAAAAAAAUAAUAUUUGAAGUAUUGUUUCUUGUGAUUGAUAAUAUGUAAUAAAUCUUUAGCAUUACUA